UCAGUUCAGACAUUUGUCAGUGUUCAUACACACCCUCCUUUGUACACUGGCGCAGAGCAUGGAUGUACAAUGUUGAGAGUCAACGAAAAGAGCCUUUUCUCCAAGAGAAGGAAAUGACAUCUGGUCCCGUCUUCUUCUACAUCUUGAUUUUUGGAAACUAUUUUGCUCCUGGGAGUGGGCAGGAUGUCACAUGCGCCCUGGGCUACUUCCCCUGUGGGAACAUCACCAAGUGCUUGCCUCAGUUGCUUCACUGCAACGGUGUGGACGACUGUGGGAACCAGGCUGACGAGGACAACUGUGGAGACAACAAUGGAUGGUCUAUGCAACUUGACAAAUAUUUUGCCAAUUACUACAAAAUGACUUCCCUGCAUCACUUUGAGGCAGAGACAUCUGAAUGCUUGGUCGGUUCUGUGCCCAUGCAAUGUCUUUGCCGAGGUUUAGAGCUUGACUGUGAUGAGACCAAUUUACGAGCUGUUCCAUCAGUUUCUUCAAAUGUGACUUUAAUGUCACUUCAGUGGAAUUUAAUAAGAAAGCUUCCUCCUGAUGGCUUCAAAAAGUACCAUGAUCUUCAGAAGCUGUGCCUGCAAAACAAUAAGAUUAGGUCCGUAUCUGUCUAUGCCUUCCGAGGACUGUACAGUCUCACUAAACUGUAUCUCAGUCAUAACAGAAUAACCUUCUUGAAGCCAGGUGUUUUUGAAGAUCUCCACAGACUAGAAUGGCUGAUAAUUGAAGAUAAUCACCUCAAUCGAAUUUCCCCACUAACGUUUUAUGGACUAAAUUCUCUUAUUCUCCUAGUGCUGAUGAAUAACGUUCUAACCCAUUUGCCUGACAAACCUCUUUGUCAGCACAUGCCCAGACUACACUGGCUGGACUUUGAAGGCAACCAUAUCCACAAUUUAAGAAAUUUGACUUUUAUUUCCUGCAGUAAUUUAACUGUUUUGGUAAUGAGGAAAAACAAAAUUAAUCACCUAAACGAAAAUACGUUUGCACCUCUCCAGAAACUAGAUGAAUUGGAUUUAGGAAGUAAUAAGAUUGAAAAUCUUUCACCACAUGUAUUUAAGGAUCUGAAGGAGCUCUCACAAUUGAAUCUUUCCUAUAACCCAAUCCAGAAAAUUCAAGCAAACCAAUUUGAUUAUCUUGUCAAACUCAAGUCUCUCAGUCUAGAAGGACUUGAAAUUUCAAAUAUCCAGCAAAGGAUGUUCAGACCUCUCACGAAUCUCUCUCACAUAUAUUUUAAGAAAUUCCAAUACUGUGGCUAUGCACCACAUGUUCGCAGCUGUAAACCAAACACUGAUGGAAUCUCAUCUUUAGAGAAUCUCUUGGCAAGCAUUAUUCAGAGAGUAUUCGUUUGGGUUGUAUCUGCGGUUACAUGCUUUGGAAACAUCUUUGUCAUCUGUAUGCGACCUUAUAUCAGGUCGGAGAACAAGCUGCAUGCCAUGUCAAUCAUUUCUCUCUGCUGUGCUGAUUGCCUAAUGGGAAUCUAUUUAUUUGUGAUCGGAGCCUUUGACCUGAAGUUUCGGGGCGAAUACAAUAAACAUGCACAGCUGUGGAUGGAGAGCAUUCAUUGUCAGCUUCUGGGAUGCUUGGCCAUCCUGUCCACAGAAGUAUCAGUCUUACUUCUGACAUUUCUGACAUUGGAAAAAUAUAUCUGCAUUGUAUAUCCUUUUAGAUGUUUAAGACCUGACAAAUGCAGAACCAUUACAGUUUUGAUUCUCAUUUGGAUUAUUGGUUUCAUAGUGGCUUUCAUUCCACUGUGCAACAAGGAAUUGUUCAAAAACUACUAUGGCACCAAUGGAGUAUGUUUUCCUCUUCACUCAGAAGACACAGAAAGUAUUGGAGCCCAGAUUUAUUCAGUGGCAAUUUUUCUUGGUAUUAAUUUGGCAGCAUUUAUCAUCAUAGUUUUUUCCUAUGGGAGCAUGUUUUACAGUGUUCACCAAAGCACCAUAACAGCAACUGAAGUUCGGAAUCAAGUUAGAAAAGAGAUGAUCCUUGCCAAGCGUUUUUUCUUUAUUGUAUUUACUGAUGCGUUAUGCUGGAUACCUAUCUUUGUACUAAAAUUUCUUUCAUUGCUUCAGGUAGAAAUACCAGGUACCAUAACCUCUUGGGUAGUGAUUUUUAUACUGCCUAUCAACAGUGCUUUGAACCCAAUUCUCUAUACUCUGACCACAAGACCAUUCAAAGAAAUGAUCCAUCAGUUUUGGUAUAACUACAGACAAAGACGAUCCAUUGACAGCAAAGGAAGUCAGAAAGCCUAUGCACCAUCAUUCAUCUGGGUAGAAAUGUGGCCCCUGCAGGAGAAGACUACUGACUUAAUGAAGCCGGCUCUUUUCAAAGACCCCUGUGAAUUAUCACUAAUUUCUCAAUCAACGAGACUCAAUUCCUAUUCCUGACUGACUCUAAAACCCAUUUCUACACAAAGAAUAUUGUGAGAUGCUUCGUGGUGGAUUUAUUUGUAUACAAUAAAUGCCACAAAUAAUUUAUAACAAUGGCUAAAAUUAAUUAGCUGACAAGGACAUGAGGUUAUUUGAUGCCCAUAUAAACAGAAAUAAAUUAUAUUGAUAAUUUAUGUAUACUAGUACACAUUUUGGAUAGGAAAUUAAGAAAAAUCUGCUUAAAAGAGGUUCAUUUAUUCUUCUACCAUGCAUUUAUUGAGUACCUUCUAUGUGCAUGGCGCUGCAGUAAAUUCCUUGGAGUAGAUAGUAUAGAAUUUUCUCAGUUUGCAAUGUUAAAUUGUAUUUAACUUUGUAGAAUAUGCAAAGUCUAUCUGCAGCUCAUAGUUUAAGGUAGAGCUCAAUCUGUCUUGCUUAACAGCAACCAUGAGAAUGACGGACAAUUUUAAACAAAGGUUUGAGGUUUUGGAA
This is a messenger RNA of Phacochoerus africanus (Common warthog), 2861 nucleotides long. RefSeq names its product relaxin family peptide receptor 1 (gene RXFP1). Gene Ontology annotation, biological process: G protein-coupled receptor signaling pathway. Gene Ontology annotation, molecular function: G protein-coupled receptor activity; protein binding. Lineage: Eukaryota; Metazoa; Chordata; Mammalia; Artiodactyla; Suidae. The record is from RefSeq and is a predicted model, not a curated record. Gene Ontology annotation, cellular component: membrane.